Molecule: messenger RNA, 1928 nt
Organism: Parasteatoda tepidariorum (common house spider)
Lineage: Eukaryota; Metazoa; Arthropoda; Arachnida; Araneae; Theridiidae
Gene: S2P
Product: membrane-bound transcription factor site-2 protease
Biological process (GO): regulation of response to endoplasmic reticulum stress; membrane protein intracellular domain proteolysis
Cellular component (GO): membrane; cytoplasm
Molecular function (GO): metalloendopeptidase activity; protein binding
Source: RefSeq, a predicted model, not a curated record
AGCUUGCAGCGUUCCCUAGUGUAGAAAACACCAUCCAUAACCAUGCUUCAGUGUUUUAAAUUGCACGCAUGCUUGAAAACAUGCCUCAUAGAGGAAUCUUGUUUUCUAAGAGAACGCACACAUCCUGUUCCUAUACACUACUAUUAUCUAGGCUCUCAUUAACUCGUUUGUCAAAUAUUAUGAUUAAGAUUUGUAUUGCUCCUAAAAAUGAAAUUUGAACGAAUCAGAGUUUAUCCAUUUGAAUUUAUUUGUGUAUGACAUUUUUGUUUAAAAAUUUUGCAGUUGACAGCAAAAUAAAGACUUUAAAAUAAUAAUUGAAAUAUGUCUGUAGUAUUUACUUAAGACUGUUUUUCUUUAUUUUUUAUCAACUUUUAUGAUGGAAGCAUUUUCGGAUAUAUAUAGCUUUAUCGCUAUCCUGGUCGUUGUUUAUUGUAUAAUUCAGUUUUUUGAUACAAUAUUUAAGACCUGCAUGUUUUAUCCUUACUUGAUCAUGAUGAAUAAUUUUGGAAUAGUCAUUAAGCCAUAUAUGAUGGUUUGGCGUAUUACUAGAUUGAAUAAAGCUUUUAAAAGUAUGGGACAGUGUAUGCCUUCUCUAUUAAAAAAAUGGUUUAACAUAGGUUUCUAUUUAUCCUUUAUUUCUAUGUUUGUGGCUUUUGGACUUCUUGUAAUGCCUGUCAUUCGACAUAUUUCGGGACAAUUUGUUUCUAAUGAUGGCAAGGAGGCUGUUAUCUCUGUUAUUCCUGGAAUAACUACUCCAUUUCAUCACAUUAUUUACAUAGUUCCUGCAUUAAUAGUUAGUGUUAUUUUUCAUGAAUUUGGACAUGCUCUUGCUGCAAGUAGGGAGAAAGUGCCUGUGGAAAGUUGUGGUUUUGCUUUGGCUCUAAUACUUCCUGUUGCAUUUGUGAAUUUGGAUUAUCGUAGAAUGAGUAUUUGCUCUUCCAAGCAGCAGUUACGUGUUUAUUGUGCUGGAGUUUGGCAUAAUUUAGUUUUACUUCUCCUUAGUCUAUUUUUUGUUAAUUAUGCACCAUCUGUUUUGUAUCCACACUAUCAAACUGAUGUAGGAGUAACAGUUUUAAAUGUUGAAAAGCAAUCUAGUUUAGCUCAUUUUGGAGGUUUAACUAAAGGUGAUGUUGUGUCCUCUAUUAAUAACUGUGAAGUAAGAAAUAUAGGAUCUUGGUUCAAUUGUCUUGUAGAAACUUCUCUUUCACCUCCGAUGGGAUUCUGUUCUUCAAAGAAAUUUAUUAAAGAUUAUGGUAACAUUUCCCAUUCUUGCAUUAACUCUAGUGAUCACUUGUUCUUUAAAAUCUUUACUGAUGAAGUUAAUAAUUUUAUAUGCUUGCCUGCUCGCAAAGCUAUUGAUGAAGCGACAUUUUGCCGAAAUAAUUCAGACUGCUUAGAGAAGCUUUGUUUAAUGCCUGUUCUUUCAACAAAUCAAGAAAAAGUUAUCAAAGUGAAGAGAAAUUUUCAGAAAUCUGUAUUAUUCAUUGGAUCUGUUGAUGAGUUUUUUUUAGUUAAAACUAGUUCAUGGGUUUCUGAUGUCAAAUUUCCCAGCAUUGAACUGAUUACUCAUUUGGAAAACUUUUUCAAGUAUCUUGCUGGUAUUUGUGGUGGCCUUAUAAUUAUGAAUGUUAUUCCUUGCUAUUUUUUGGAUGGUGGACACAUUAUUGAACACUUACUUGAUUAUACUUAUAGAUUUUUUAAACAAAAUCUAUGCUUAAAAAGAAAAACCUAUCUGGCUACAAGAUUCAAAAUUGUAGGUUUGGUGUUGUUAGUUGUCAACAUUCUUUUAGGUCUAAAGAAUCUUAAAGUUAUCAAUUUGUAAUUUUUUUAGUUUAUAAAGUUGUUUAUUAUUUAUACCAUAAUAUUUUUGAUACUAUAUUUAUGUGAUAUACUGUUAUUUUAUUUUUAAUAAAUAAUUCUUUCUUAAG